GGACAUUCUCGCGACAGUGACAGCGUGAUUUUGGUGAAUUACAGUAAACAUGGCGGACAGGCUAACGCAGCUACAAGACGCUGUCAACUCGCUUGCAGAUCAGUUUUGCAAUGCAAUCGGCGUCCUGCAACAAUGUGCACCUCCUGCCUCCUUCAGUAACAUCCAGACUGCUAUCAACAGAGAUCAGCCAGCAAACCCAACGGAAGAAUAUGCCCAGCUAUUUGCAGCCCUGAUCGCCCGAACAGCCAAAGAUGUGGAUGUACUAAUCGACUCUCUGCCCAGUGAGGAGUCCACGGCAGCUCUGCAGGCGGCCAGUCUACGGCAGCUGGAGGAGGAGAACCAUGAAGCUGCAGCCCGUCUGGAGGAGGUGGUUUACCGCGGGGAUAUGCUGCUGGAGAAGAUCCAGAGCGCGCUGGCUGACAUCGCCCAGUCUCAGCUCCGCACCCGCAACGGAGCACCGAGCCAGCCCUCACCAGCCGAAUCCUGACCCGCAGUACAGCUCUGGACAGUUUUCAGUCACUCAUUUUGAGGCUUUAUUCUUACCCUCUGACAUCAGCUGCAAGCCUCAAAACAUCCGCAAAACAUGCUGAAUGUGUCUGAGGGAAAUGUUAGGUGCCAUACGGUCAAUGAAACAUCAAUUGUUUGCUUAAUUGCAGGUUUAUUGUUGUAGUAAUUGCUGCAAUCAAGGCAGAGACACACUGACUUGUAAAUUUACCUUUCUGCUGAUACAAAAAGUUUGGGAAAACACUUCUGUAUGGUCAAAAAGACGAUCUGUCAGAAUGUGUGAAUGGUCCCUCUGUUAUGUCUUUAUGUUUUAUGUCUAUGUUGUAUAUAAGUCUGUUUUUGUAGAUAUUUAUGAAUGAAUUAAUUGAAAUUCUCAUUUUGGAGUGUCUUCACCAAAAAAAAUCUCAACAGUCAACACACAACUUCUUCUCAAGUUACAAACUCAUUCAACUCACUGCAACU
Plectropomus leopardus (leopard coralgrouper) is the source of this 966-nucleotide messenger RNA. RefSeq names its product mediator complex subunit 21 (gene med21). Gene Ontology annotation, molecular function: transcription coregulator activity. Gene Ontology annotation, cellular component: mediator complex. NCBI's taxonomy places the organism in Eukaryota, Metazoa, Chordata, Actinopteri, Perciformes, Serranidae. The record is from RefSeq and is a predicted model, not a curated record. Gene Ontology annotation, biological process: regulation of transcription by RNA polymerase II.